Messenger RNA from Canis lupus familiaris (dog), 1878 nucleotides. Its product is annotated as cleavage and polyadenylation specificity factor subunit 6. Gene Ontology annotation, cellular component: mRNA cleavage and polyadenylation specificity factor complex. Bases 56 to 1711 code for a protein of 551 amino acids. The record is from RefSeq and is a predicted model, not a curated record. The transcript has a single exon. Gene Ontology annotation, biological process: mRNA alternative polyadenylation. Gene Ontology annotation, molecular function: mRNA binding. NCBI's taxonomy places the organism in Eukaryota, Metazoa, Chordata, Mammalia, Carnivora, Canidae.
UGCUGCCGCGGCGGGCGGACCUGCAGGAGGCGGCGGCGGCCUCGGCCGAGAGAAGAUGGCGGACGGCGUGGACCACAUAGACAUCUACGCGGAUGUGGGCGAGGAGUUCAACCAGGAAGCUGAAUAUGGUGGGCAUGAUCAGAUAGAUUUGUAUGAUGAUGUCAUCUCUCCAUCUGCAAAUAAUGGAGAUGCCCCAGAAGACCGUGAUUACAUGGACACUCUCCCACCAACUGUUGGUGAUGAUGUGGGUAAAGGAGCAGCACCAAAUGUUGUCUAUACAUAUACUGGAAAGAGAAUUGCAUUGUAUAUUGGAAAUCUAACAUGGUGGACAACAGAUGAAGACUUAACUGAAGCAGUUCAUUCUUUGGGAGUGAAUGAUAUUUUGGAGAUAAAAUUUUUUGAAAAUCGGGCAAAUGGCCAGUCAAAGGGGUUUGCCCUUGUUGGUGUUGGAUCUGAAGCAUCCUCAAAAAAGUUAAUGGAUCUGUUGCCUAAAAGAGAACUUCAUGGUCAGAAUCCUGUUGUAACUCCAUGCAAUAAACAGUUCCUGAGUCAAUUUGAAAUGCAGUCCAGGAAAACUACACAAUCAGGACAAAUGUCUGGGGAAGGUAAAGCUGGUCCUCCAGGAGGCAGUUCACGUGCAGCAUUUCCACAAGGUGGUAGAGGACGGGGCCGUUUUCCAGGGGCUGUUCCCGGUGGGGACAGAUUUCCUGGACCAGCAGGACCAGGAGGGCCACCCCCACCUUUUCCAGCUGGACAGACUCCGCCACGUCCACCCUUGGGCCCUCCAGGCCCACCUGGUCCACCGGGUCCUCCACCUCCGGGUCAGGUUCUGCCUCCCCCUUUAGCUGGGCCUCCUAAUCGAGGAGAUCGCCCUCCACCACCAGUUCUUUUUCCUGGACAGCCUUUUGGGCAGCCUCCGCUGGGCCCGCUUCCUCCCGGCCCUCCACCUCCAGUUCCAGGCUACGGCCCCCCUCCUGGCCCACCACCUCCACAACAGGGACCACCUCCACCUCCAGGCCCCUUUCCACCUCGCCCACCCGGCCCUCUUGGGCCGCCCCUUACACUUGCUCCUCCUCCGCAUCUUCCUGGACCACCUCCAGGUGCCCCACCACCAGCUCCACAUGUGAACCCGGCUUUCUUUCCUCCACCGACUAACAGCGGCAUGCCUACAUCAGAUAGCCGGGGCCCACCGCCAACAGAUCCGUAUGGCCGACCCCCACCCUAUGACAGGGGUGACUAUGGGCCUCCUGGGAGGGAAAUGGAUACUGCAAGAACGCCAUUGAGUGAAGCUGAGUUUGAAGAAAUCAUGAAUAGAAAUAGGGCAAUCUCAAGCAGUGCUAUUUCAAGAGCUGUAUCUGAUGCCAGUGCUGGUGAUUAUGGGAGUGCUAUUGAGACAUUGGUAACUGCAAUUUCUUUAAUUAAACAAUCCAAAGUAUCUGCUGAUGAUCGUUGCAAAGUUCUUAUUAGCUCUUUGCAAGAUUGCCUUCAUGGAAUUGAAUCCAAGUCUUAUGGUUCUGGAUCAAGACGUGAACGAUCAAGAGAGAGGGACCAUAGUAGAUCACGAGAAAAGAGUCGGCGUCAUAAAUCCCGUAGUAGAGAUCGUCAUGAUGAUUAUUAUAGAGAGAGAAGCAGAGAACGAGAGAGACACCGGGAUCGGGACCGAGACCGGGACCGAGAACGGGACCGAGAGCGCGAGUAUCGUCAUCGUUAGAAGAAGCUGAAGGAAGAGGAACACCUUCCAAGACAAAACAGUCUUCAUGGGGGAAAAAUGACGCUUGUCCAGCAGUUUGCUUCUUGUGAUUGAACUGAACCUGUAAGGAUUCAUGGAUAAAAUGAACAGGAAUAGAUCUGAAUAAAGCAAAUCUGCAUAAAUGGUAA